AAAAUAUUAAUGUGCUUUUUUUUGUGUCUAUUAAUAAUAAAACAAAUUUUAACUUUACUUGCCAUAAUGAAUAACUGGCGUAAAAAACGUAUGUGUUUACAUCUGCAUCGGUGAAAAAUAUCUAUUGUAUAAACACUUCUAUAAUAGAUCGUUAAUCGUAUGUAGUUACUUUUGCUAUAAUGGUACGUAAAAUAAUAUUCCACGUCGUUUAUUUCUUCGCUUUUUUGUAUCAGUUAAACUGUCAAUUGCCAUUAAACAGGCAACAAAAACGCAAUGCCAAAUUCAUAAACUUGUUAAAUGAUAUACCUGGACCAGAAAAUUUAUUAUUUACGGAUGAUGAGCUACAAAAUCUUCUUAAAAGUAAUGAAACUAAUGAAAAAUUUUUGAUUUGGAAUGACCAGAAAAUUAAACAAAAAAUGUGGAAAUUGGAAUGUAAGUACACAGAACUUUCACUUUAUAUAAUGUACCACAUGCAAUUUCUCAUCGUAAAUAGAAUUACAAUUAACUUUGAUGAACUAGAUAUAUUCAAGAAUAUUUUGCAUCGAAUGAUAUCGAUAUACUACUAUACAUUUGGCCAUGCUACAAAAGGCAUUUGGUUAACAUCAAUUACAAUAGAUGCAUUAAUUGACAAAAAAAUAUUUCCUCAUGAAAUCAAAUUCAAUUAUAUCACACCUACAAUUAUUGAAAUUUGUGAAGAUUGCGUUAAACAUAAUCAUUUACAAUAUGUCUAUAGCCUAUAUCAGAAUAAUUCAUAUCUUGAUAUGAUAUGCGAAAUUUCACAACAAAUAAAUUUGUUCCCCAAUUAUCCACAGACGUUAAACAAAAUUUAUAAAUAUGAAGAUGUAUCAAAUAUUUAUAGUUUUUUUUGGGAUAACGAGGAAGGUUUCAAGACAUUCAUACCUCCCACACAAAUGUUUCCAACUUACAGUAAAACUCAUUUAGAAGAUGUAUAUUAUAGAGUGUGCCAAAACUGGAAAAAGAAUUAUUUUAUAUUGUUAUUAUAUACUGACGCUAUAAAGAGAAAUUUGUUAUUGGUGACUUAUUAUUUUUUGACUCGCCACUGUAUUUAUCUUCUUGAUUACUUUACAAAAGAUAUGGAGAGUAUAAUUACUCAGAGAGAACAUUUUUUGAACUUGUUUAAAAUUCCAUUAAACAUAUUAAAUGAAAUAGGUGUAUUUUCAAAUGAAGUUUUUCAUUCGUCAUUCCAAAAUUUUAUAAAUUAUAUGAAAAACGAUACAAUAAUGAAUUUUAAUCAUUUAUUGAUGUACACCAAAGAUGUCAUGGGCUGUUUCAAUAAACUAGCAAUAACUUUUAAAGUUCCAACAAUUGAUUUUAAAAGCCUUAAUAAAUAUAAAUCAACAGAUAACCAAUUGUUGUUAUUUACUAGUCAAUUGGAGAGUUAUUUUAAACAUGUAAAAAUUAAUAUGGGACCUGCUGAUUAUACUAUUUUAAGAAUAUUCCAACUAAAUUCUGAAAAGAAUAGAUAAACUAAAUUCACCUAUUAAUUAAAUAUAAAAAGUUAUGAAUUGAAUUUAUAUUUUCUUGUAAUUCUUCUAUUUGUGCAAUAAAAUUACGUUGAAACCAAAAAUAUAAUAUAAAAUUCAUAAUGAUGGAGUUUUAGAAAAAAUACAUAUACAGAGUAAUCCACUGUGUAUUUGGCAAAUUUAAUAAUUUUUGAUCCAGCCAACAUUUUUCGUUACUUUUUAGCUUCGAUGCAAAGCUGAGAAGGUAUUAAUUUUACUAUGAUGUGUUUUUUUUUUUGUGUGUGUCUGUUACCCACUUUUUCUCAGCUCUUACCGAACGGAUUUCUUUCAAAGAUACGUCAAAAGAUCACAAAUCGUAUCUAGUCGAAGACAUUACCCUCAAAAAUUGAAAAAAAUUUCCCUUGUUCCCCGUAAAUGGGGUAAAUCUCCAAAAAAAUUACAAAUUUAAAAAUCGCUAAUUUUCGAAAUUUUUUCAAUUUAUUUUACUUAAAACUGCCAUAACUUUUCAAAAAUGAACAAAUCAAUAUAAUUUUUUUUUAUAGAUGUUUGAUGUCUUUACCUAUCAUUUGGUAUAUUUUUUUUAUAAACUUUAAUCCUUUACCAACCCACAAGGGGGGAUUCAAAAUGACAACUUUUUCACAAUAAAUUAACUUUUUAAACUUAAUUUUUGAAAGUGUUCCGGAAAU
This is a messenger RNA of Daktulosphaira vitifoliae (grape phylloxera), 2170 nucleotides long. RefSeq lists its product as uncharacterized. The transcript has 3 exons. Lineage: Eukaryota; Metazoa; Arthropoda; Insecta; Hemiptera; Phylloxeridae. The record is from RefSeq and is a predicted model, not a curated record. Bases 180 to 1487 code for a protein of 435 amino acids.